Helicoverpa armigera (cotton bollworm) is the source of this 3771-nucleotide messenger RNA. RefSeq names its product COP9 signalosome complex subunit 2 (gene alien). Gene Ontology annotation, cellular component: COP9 signalosome. The transcript is spliced from 8 exons. NCBI's taxonomy places the organism in Eukaryota, Metazoa, Arthropoda, Insecta, Lepidoptera, Noctuidae. Gene Ontology annotation, molecular function: protein binding. The record is from RefSeq and is a predicted model, not a curated record. Gene Ontology annotation, biological process: protein deneddylation. Bases 118 to 1464 code for a protein of 448 amino acids.
ACAUUUUUAAUAAUGUCAAGUGUCAUGUCAUUCGGGAAAUUAAUAGCCUAAAAAAUACGCUUUUGUAAUUUGUGAAAUAAAAUUGUAAAAUAAAUAAAAUAGGAAAGUUUAGCAAAUAUGUCGGAUAACGACGAUGAUUAUAUGUGCGAGGAGGAGGAAGAUUAUGGAUUGGAAUACUCAGAAGAUAGUAAUUCGGAGCCAGAUGUUGAUCUAGAGAAUCAGUACUACAACAGCAAGGCGCUGAAGGAAGAUGAGCCCCAGGCUGCUCUGCUUAGUUUUCAAAAAGUCCUCGAGCUGGAGGGAGGGGACAAGGGAGAAUGGGGCUUUAAAGCUCUCAAACAGAUGAUAAAGAUUAAUUUUAAAUUGGGCAACUUUACAGAAAUGAUGUCCAGGUACAAGCAGCUGCUGACGUACAUCAAGAGUGCUGUCACGAGGAACCACUCGGAGAAGUCCAUCAACUCCAUCCUAGACUACAUCUCUACUUCUAGAAAUUGUUCGCUACAGAUGGAAUUGUUACAAGACUUCUAUGAGACCACUCUAGAAGCUCUCAAGGACGCUAAGAACGACAGGCUAUGGUUCAAGACUAACACGAAGUUGGGCAAACUGUACUACGAUAGGGGCGACUUCAAUAAACUGGCUAAGAUCCUCAAGCAACUGCAUCAGAGCUGUCAGACUGACGAAGGCGAGGACGACUUGAAGAAAGGCACUCAGCUGCUGGAGAUAUACGCGCUAGAGAUCCAGAUGUACACCGCUCAGAAGAACAACAAGAAGCUCAAGGCGUUGUACGAACAGUCGCUGCACAUCAAGUCUGCUAUACCACAUCCGCUUAUUAUGGGUGUUAUUAGAGAAUGUGGCGGCAAAAUGCACUUGCGCGAAGGUGAGUUCGAGAAGGCUCACACGGACUUCUUCGAGGCGUUCAAGAAUUACGACGAGUCCGGCAGCCCGAGGCGGACGACCUGCUUGAAAUAUCUCGUAUUAGCUAAUAUGCUCAUGAAAUCAGGCAUCAAUCCCUUCGACUCUCAAGAAGCGAAGCCUUACAAGAACGACCCAGAAAUCCUAGCCAUGACAAACCUCGUAAUGGCUUACCAAAACAACGAUAUUAACGAGUUCGAGUCUAUUCUCAAGCACAACAGGAACAAUAUAAUGGACGAUCCCUUCAUAAGAGAACAUAUAGAGGACUUGCUUCGUAACAUCAGGACCCAAGUGCUUAUUAAGCUGAUCGGACCUUACACUAGGAUUCAUAUACCGUUUAUAUCUAAAGAACUGAAUAUCGAUGAGAAAGAAGUCGAGAAUUUAUUGGUCACGUGUAUUUUAGAUAACACUAUCAGCGGUCGCAUCGACCAGGUAAACUCAGUGCUGGAGCUGCAGUCCGGCGCCCGUGGUGCCGCGCGCUACUCCGCGCUGGACAAGUGGACGGCGCAGCUGUCGUGCCUGCACCUCGCGCUCGCCAACAAGAUGGCGUAGUGCACACGGAACUGUGGGUGUGGCUGGAGGGUUAACUACUGUAGUUGAGUCACUUUACUGAUUUGAAGUUGUGUAGUGUGGGGCUCUUGUUCACCACACGAUUGAGGUACGAAUUCGCUGGUUACCGAUAAAACGUUAGUUAGGUAUCUGGUAGUUCUACCUACCAGAUAAAGGCUGCUUAUAAAAGUUAUAGUUUAUGUGUCAAAUAAAUUCCUAAUAGGCUAUCAGAGACUUUGUCAGUAACCAGUGAAACUUACCAUUAAUAUCGUGAAAAUCUACAUUUUACCAUAUGUACGGAGUAGUGACAAAACACUAACCGUGUGAUAUGGGUCACUGUAACAAAUGUGCCGUGAAUAAGAGGUCUGACAACGAGUACCCAAUUUCAGAGUGGCAAAGUUAUUUGUGCUGUAAUGGCGGAAUAAUACUUUUAAGUAUGAGUUUUCGCUGCUGGUUGAAAGUGUGAUGAUCGUGAAUGAAAUUUGACAAUUAACUAGUGCCAGAUUUUUUUACAGUUUUUUGUUGAGUGAAAACUGAUAUUUAAAAGUGUUUAUCCGCUAAUUGAAAGAUGCAAAUGCUUUUAAAAAUGUUGACAGAUUAUUGUGUAAUACUAUUUUAAAGGCGGCUGGCUACCGUUAGGUAUUUACCUUCUAAAUGUCAUUAAAGCUAAAUACAUAAAAAAAAAACAAAACUGUUUAACGAUUCUCAGCCGAUAAAAUUAGGAGAUCAAUAUUUCAACAGAGCAGAACAACAGAAUUUCAACAGAACAAAAAAGUCAGCGGCCCCUUUAAUUUUCUUUUUUGCAUCAAAAUAAUACCUGUCAACAUCAUUUAAAAACACCGAAGUCUUCUAUACAUAAGUCUCCAGUCACACGUAUAAGCUUCUUGGGCCUUCCGCUCGUGAAGUGGCGCGAACACGACUCUGUACGACGGACUGCACGCGCCAUCGUACAAACGCGGCCUAACGACCGAACAUAUACACAAUAUCGACCGAAAAUUAACAUUCAAAAUUAUUGAGCGUCCUCCGUACUGUUCGCGAAGUUUCUCGGAAAUGUUUAUCACAGUUAAUUAUGAAGGAAUAUAGCGAGGCCCGAGUAUCCCUCCCAUAGGGAACAAAAUGACGAGCGGAGAUGUCAUAACAGAAAAUCUAAAAACCUAGCUUCUCCAAAAUGCAGGUUUUCUGGGGUCGAGGAACGUAACUGGCUCCGCCCUGAUACAGCUUCUUUGGGACCAGCUAAUUUUUUUUUAAACAGAAAAUUACGUUAUUUGACCCAGAAGAAGGCGCCUGACCUACCUACAUACCUUUCUCCGCUCGUCUUUCCUUCCACACUCUCGUAUUCGGGCAACUUCGCGAGUAGUCUGGAGUUCGCUUUAUGUGAAGGUUGUGGUCUGCAAACUCGUCCAACUUCUUUGUCUAUGAUAUUUUGGCGCCCAACCUGACUAUGUACAUACAGUGCGCGCGAGAAUCUAGUGUAAAUCGCCUUAUUCGAUGUCUCUCGGAUUAUGUAAGAAUCAUGCACAUAAUGUAAUCGACCACGUCCACAGCAAUAUAUAGAAUACCUUUAGUUACUAUUCUAUGUCUAAAAUUCCUUGUAUAAAAGUUGUAAAAUAGAUAGAAAUCUAAAUUAUUACCCGUAUUUUGUCAUUAGCCUUUUCUGUGCUCUGUUGUAAAUUGUGCAACGGCAGGCGGUCAAUGUUUACAGAUGAUGUUCUGAAAGAUUUUUAUGAAUACAUAUUUAGCUAUUAUUGACGGUUAUUUCAAGAAGAUACACAAUAUGUUUCGUAUCCAUCAAGAUCCAAUUGCGACAGAAAAGAGUUGUGAUAGCGUUAAGGGCGUAGUCGACAUUGAGUUCCAAGUGACGGUUUGUACGAAAGUAAUUGUGAGAGAACUUUACUGUAUAGUCCGUUUUCGUAUCCAAUUGGAUAUUCACAUCUAUCUUUUGUGACGUUGGUUAAAGUACCCUCUAGCUGUACAACCAGACUGUUCUAAUAUCACACAAAACUUAUUUUAUAAGAACUUGCGCUGUUUAAUUUUGUAACUUUUUAAGUCUCGAUGUAUUGGCGAAGCUGCCUCACGGAUUAUGUUAAGAAUGUAACUGAUCAACUGGAGUCGGAGUUGGAAAUGUGAUAUUGUAUAUGGAUGCGUGUAGUAAUAUAUUUGUGAAUAAUGUAAUAUUUGUCCGCGGAGUAUAAAAAGACAUCGUACAGAGGCUCGGUAUGAACGCUUGUAAUUAUUGGGAACAAUGGCUGAACAACUGAAGAACACGCCUCAUUCAGUGCAGUGUUAUGCAAAUACACGAUUUCAAGUAUA